CCAUUUUUCCAGGAACCGAACCGGAACUGAAACCAGCUCCACCUGCGUUUUACAUCCUACCCUCUGAAGGGAUACGGCCCGGGGCGGGAGCCCACCUGCACCGUACUGGGGGGUACCCCUACAGGAGGGGGGUGCGUUCAGAGAGCCCGGCUGGCCUGCGGGGGUCCCAGGACCAUGGGAUCUACCCGGGGCAGCGUCCUGCUUCUGCUAUGGGGGCUGGUUCUGCUCACCGGAGCCCAGACGUCCAGGAGCAACGUCCCCCGACUAAGGCUCUCCUACAAGGAAAUGCUCCAGUCUAACAACCUGGUGACAUUCGAUGGCCUGGCCAACAGUUCGGCUUACCACACAUUCCUGCUGGAUGAGGAGAAAGGGAGACUCGUGGUCGGGGCCAAAGACCACAUCUUCUCCUUCAACCUCCUCAACAUCAGCAAGGACUACUCUCAAAUCGCCUGGCCCCCGUCCACAGCCAGGAGGGAUGAAUGCAAAUGGGCAGGGAAGGACCUCUCGAGGGAGUGUGGUAACUUUGUCAAGGUGCUGCAGCCUCUGAACCAGACCCACCUGUACGUGUGCGGGACGGGGGCCUUCCAUCCCGUGUGUGGGUUCCUGGAGGUGGGACGGAGGCCAGAGGACAACCUGUUCAGGCUGGGGCCCUUCAUAGAGAACGGCAGAGGGAAGAGUCCCUAUGACCCAAAGCUCUUCACAGCUUCUAUGCUGAUUGAUGGUGAGCUGUACUCCGGCACGUCGGCUGACUUCAUGGGGCGGGACUUUGCCAUCUUCCGGACUCUCGGCAAGCACCACCCAAUCAGGACGGAGCAGCAUGAUUCUCGUUGGCUGAAUGAGCCCAGGUUCGUGAGCGUUCACCUGAUCCCUGAGAGUGACAACCCCGAAGACGACAAGAUCUACCUGUUCUUCAGGGAGAGCGCCAUAGACGGAGAGCAUGCUGGGAAGGCCACACACGCGCGCAUCGGACAGCUCUGCAAGAAUGACCUGGGGGGUCACCGCAGCCUGGUGAACAAGUGGACCACCUUCCUGAAGGCUCGUCUGGUCUGCUCUGUGCCGGGCCCCAACGGGAUCGACACACACUUUGACGAGCUGCAGGAUGUUUUUCUAAUGAGCACCAAGGACCCCAAGAACCCCAUCGUGUACACGGUGUUCACCACCUCUAGCAACAUCUUCAAAGGCUCGGCGGUGUGUCUGUACAGCAUGGUGGACAUCAGGAGGGUGUUCCUGGGCCCCUACGCCCACCGCGACGGUCCCAACUACCAGUGGGUGCCGUUCCAGGGCCGGGUGCCCUACCCGCGACCAGGCACGUGCCCCAGCAAGACGUUCGGCGGCUUCGACACCACCAAGGACCUCCCCGACGACGUGGUCACCUUCGCCAGGAGCCACCCGGCCAUGUUCCACCCAGUCUACCCCAUCAACAACAAGCCCAUCAUGGUGAAGACGGACGUGGACUACCAGUUCACCCAGAUCGUGGUGGACAAGGUGGAGGCGGAGGACGGCCAGUAUGACGUCAUGUUCAUCGGCACUGACAUUGGAACGGUGAUGAAGGUGGUGUCCGUCCCCAGAGGCUCCUGGCAUGACCUGGAGGAGGUGUUACUGGAGGAGAUGACUGUGUUCAGGGAACCCACGGCCAUAACAGCAAUGGAGCUUUCUACAAAGCAGCAACAGCUGUACCUGGGUUCGUCCAUCGGGGUGUCCCAGAUGCCGCUGCACCGCUGCGAGGUGUACGGGAAGGCGUGCGCCGAGUGCUGCCUGGCCCGGGACCCCUACUGCGCCUGGGACGGGUCCGAGUGCUCCCGCUACUUCCCCAUGGCCAAGAGACGCACCCGCCGCCAGGACAUCCGCAACGGGGACCCUCUGACCCAGUGCCAGGACCUGCAGCACCAAGAUGAGCUGAACGGGCAGACCACCAUGCUGGAGAAGCGCGUGUAUGGCGUGGAGAACAGCAGCACCUUCCUGGAGUGCAGCCCCAAGUCCCAACGCGCCGUCACCUCCUGGCGCUACCAGAAGACCAGCGGGGACCGCAAGCAGGAGGUCAAGGCCGAGGAGCGGUUCGUCCGCACCGAGCAGGGACUUCUGAUCCGCACGCUGGCCCGGGGCGACUCGGGGCUCUACCUGUGCCAGGCGGUGGAGCACGGCUUCAUGCAGACGCUGGUGCGGGUCGCCCUGGAGGUCAUAGUCACCGAGCGUCUGGAGGACAUGUUGCACCGCGCUGAAGACACCGCCAGCCCCUCCCCCGCCCGGGAUCGUCUCCCUCCUCACCCACCUCCGCCACACCUUCCUCCUCCUCCUCCUCCUCCUUCCUCACCGCACCGGGAAUCGCCCAACCAGAAGCUGUGGUACCGGGACUUCCUGUCCCUGGUCGACCACCCCACGCUCAACAGCGUGGACGAGUUCUGCGAGCAGGUGUGGAAGCGGGAGAGGAAGCACAAGCGGCAGAAGGCUCAGCUGCUGCAGCAGGGGCAGGUCCAGCAGCAGCAGCAGCAGCAGCAGCAGCAGGAGCAGCAGAGGGGGCAGAGUCCCGCCGUGCACGCCCACGGGCCUCACGUGCACGCCCACGGGCUGGCGAGCGCCAAGUGGAAACACCUGCAGGAUCGGCAGAAGGGACGCAACCGGAGGACCCACGAACUAGAGAGGGCGCCACGCAGCGUCUGACGCCCCCGUGACCUUUGACCUUUGGCCAACAAGCGGACCCUGAACUCUGAACUCAAACCUCAUCUUGUUCCUGGUGCACGGAUCACAAGCCCCGCCCCCCGCCCUCCCCAACCCCUCGUUGACGUUUCAUUCCCGUACUGAUGUACAAUAACAGGCUUCUUCAGACUGGAUGGAAAACAGUCACAAUCAUUUCCUGUUCUUCUGGUUGACGUGUAUGUGUGUAUAUGUGUGUGUCUGUGUGUGUGUGUGUGUGUAUAUGUGCGUGGGCAGCCUAUUUUACAGAAACACAGCCUGUAUACAGAGGUCUGAAUCUCAAUACCUGACAAGGUAUUCUGACAGCCAGCCCUGACUAGAUAUAAUCCACACACACACAGAGACACACACACACACACGCACACCCCCACACAAACACACACACACACACACACACACACACACACACACACACACAC
Molecule: messenger RNA, 3110 nt
Organism: Gadus chalcogrammus (walleye pollock)
Lineage: Eukaryota; Metazoa; Chordata; Actinopteri; Gadiformes; Gadidae
Gene: sema3ab
Product: sema domain, immunoglobulin domain (Ig), short basic domain, secreted, (semaphorin) 3Ab
Exons: 17
Coding region: 175-2658 (827 amino acids)
Biological process (GO): positive regulation of neuron migration; negative regulation of axon extension involved in axon guidance; semaphorin-plexin signaling pathway
Molecular function (GO): chemorepellent activity; neuropilin binding; semaphorin receptor binding
Source: RefSeq, a predicted model, not a curated record